AGAUAAAAUUCUAGGGGACCUGAGACCACACCAUGGAAGAGGAGCUGCCCGCCCUGUUGGACACCCUAUGGAACGAGACCAUCUAUCGUAAGACCUUCCAGCACGGGCGUGCGAUGACCUCCACGUGGUGCAUCCUGUUCGGCGCUGUCUUCCUCCUCGGAUUCGUGGGGAAUCUCUUGGUGAUGAUAGUGAUCGUCAGGACACGGCACAUGCACAAUUCGCCUUACUUCUUCAUUUUCAACCUGGCCCUUGCGGAUUUCCUUGCCAUCGUGUUUUGCGUCCCUGGGAAUCUCCUCAGCAACAUCCUUAAUACAUGGGUACUCGGUCUGUUCAUGUGCAAGGCAUUCAACUACAUACAGCAGGUGUGCAUGAACGUAAGCGCCUACACGCUCCUGGCGAUGUCGGUGGAGCGCUACAUCGUGAUGCGCAGGGAUAGCUCCUUCCAGCGGAUCACGAAUACGUCCGGGAGGAUCAUCCUGGCAUGCAUCUGGGUCUUUUCCCUCGCCGUCAGUAUUCCGUCUGCUGUCUACGCCAUUCUUCAUGAGAGCCAGUUCUGCAUUGAGCAAUGGCCGUCAGAGAAAAUAUGGAUGAUAUACGUUAUCUUCGCCCGCCUCAUCAUGAGCUAUCCCUUCCCUAUGGUUAUGAUGAUCAUUUUCCACUUAUGGAUCUGGCUCAAAUUCCAUCGCCAGGUCGUGGGCAAGCGGAUCGACCCGAAAGAGCUAAUCCACCUGAAUAACUGGUGCGAGUGGGAGAAGAUGAUCCUGGUGAUGGUCUGCGUCUUUCUAGUCUUCUGGGCUCCCUUAGUCAUCGCAUCUCUCAUACUGAAAUUGUCCUCUGAUUUCUCCCAUGGCGAGAUCUACCCGGUCAACUACGUCCUAUUGGUGACCUUUUGGCUGACUAACCUCACCUAUUGCGUCUACCCCAUCAUUUACGUAUUUUUCAAGCGAAACUUCCACGAAGGUUGCAAUCAUCCUCAGGACGAGCUUCUUACCGCUGAAAAUGAACUGCGACAGAUGGUCCCUCCUCCCACCCAACUCCCACCGUCGGUUCCGUUCCACAAAGAGGACCCAUCGUAACACCAGCAUCCACCACAGAUCCCUGAAGUCGAAGCUACUGCCUCUCCCUCUCGAGCCACUGACUCACUUUUAACUGUCAAGUGCGACUGCUCUCCCGAUAAGGUCUGGUACCUGAACGAGUUAUCCUGUUUCCUCUAGGAACAGGCGUCAGCGUUUGUGGGUGAACAAGUUGGCUUCCAGGCAGUGGAGGCACAGCGACGAUAUUGCGAACAAGCAUCCCUGACAUCGGAUUCUAUGGGCAAAAAUGACAUUCGAUUUGCAAAGAAGAUUGCUCAAUCCUGGGCCUGUUUCUCGCCUUUGCUGAAAGUAAUGAUCUAAAUAUAAAUUUUAUCUUGGCC
This is a messenger RNA of Darwinula stevensoni, 1414 nucleotides long. NCBI's taxonomy places the organism in Eukaryota, Metazoa, Arthropoda, Ostracoda, Podocopida, Darwinulidae. The record is from the annotation of a GenBank genome assembly.